This is a messenger RNA of Sporothrix schenckii 1099-18, 1284 nucleotides long. RefSeq lists its product as uncharacterized. The transcript has a single exon. Gene Ontology annotation, biological process: secondary metabolite biosynthetic process. The coding region runs from base 1 to 1284 and encodes 427 amino acids. Lineage: Eukaryota; Fungi; Ascomycota; Sordariomycetes; Ophiostomatales; Ophiostomataceae. The record is from RefSeq and is a predicted model, not a curated record. Gene Ontology annotation, molecular function: FAD binding; monooxygenase activity.
AUGGAAACUCACAUGUCUCGCUCACCGCCGUCCGGCAUACGCGUUAUCGUUGUCGGGGCGGGCUUUGCAGGUAUCGCCGCAGCCAUUGAAUGCGAUCGCAAAGGCCAUUCUGUCACGCUGCUCGAAAAGGCCCAGGACGUUGAUGAGAUUAUGCGACUUGGUGAUAUUAUCAGUUUUGACCCCAACGGAUCAAAAGCAUUUGAGCGCUGGCCAGGUGUGAUCGAGGCCAUGGAACGCAUCGCCCGCCAAACAACAUGGUUGGACUUAUACCACUACGAAGGGAAGUUCGUUACACGCCAGUCGUUUGCUGGGGAGAAACCCUGGGGCCGGCGCAUCAACGGACACCGUGGCGAAUUGCACAACAUUAUUUACAAACACGCAAAAUCGCGCGGAAUUGACAUCCGUCUUGGCCAGAGAGUCACGGACUACUUUGAAAACGACGAACAGGCUGGCGUGGUGUCGAACGGCCAACGCUUCACAGCCGAUGUUGUCAUAGCGGCCGAGGGUGUACGAUCCCGGGGCAGAAAAAUCGUCCUCGGCUCUGAAGAUAGCCCCAAGUCUUCGGGGUAUGCUGUGUAUCGUGCGUGGUUCCCGGCCACUGACUUGGCCAAGAAUCCAAAGACGCGACACCUCGUUUCAAAUGGCGACACGCACCAGGGCUUCAUUGGCCCCGAUAUCCAUUUUCUCGCGUCGUCCCUUAAAAAUGGUACAGAGUUCAACUGGGUCUUCACACAUGUUGAUGAUGGUAACAUCGAGGAAAGCUGGCAGUUUCCAGGAAAAGUGGAUGAAGCGCUUGCUUACUUGAAGGGCUGGGCACCCCUUGUACACGAGAUCGUUAAGACCACACCACCAGAUCGGUUGAUUGAUCACAAGCUCGUGUACCGGAGCCCCCUACCUACCUUCAUUUCGCCUAAGGCACGCAUUGCACUCAUCGGUGAUGCCGCUCACCCUUUCCUCCCCACUUCUAUACAAGGCGCCAGUCAAUCUAUUGAAGACGGGGUCGUUCUGGCCACAACGCUGGAACUAAGUGGGAAACACCGAGUGCCGCUGGGAGUCCGCGCAUUUGAAAAACUUCGUUACGACCGAGUCCACCGUGCCCAGGCCACGGGACCAGCGACACGUGAGAGAUGGCACCGAGCAAAUUGGGACGAAGUUUGGAUCCGCCCAGAGCUCAUCCACCUUGCCCGUGAACCGUGGCUGCUACAUUUUGAUGCGGAGUUAGAUGCGUAUGAAAGAUACAAUGUCGUCGUUUCCAGCAUGGAAAUGACCAAAGCUCACAUAUAA